Molecule: messenger RNA, 25901 nt
Organism: Pelobates cultripes (western spadefoot toad)
Lineage: Eukaryota; Metazoa; Chordata; Amphibia; Anura; Pelobatidae
Source: the annotation of a GenBank genome assembly
UACCAGUCGUGCCAUGCGUAUUUAUUAGUUUUCAGCUCGGCCCAUUAAGGCGUUGGCUGGGUGUACCAAGAUGGAGGCGAGCGAUCCUCCCUUCGGCUCGGGGUCGGCUGGCGUUCGGCUGUUUCCGUGUAAUGGGCGUGGUCACGACUUGCAUCAGGACCAGCUGCUACUCCUGUAUCUGCGGGAAUAGAGCAUCAUCAUUUGGGGCAGGAGAGCAGCCAGGACCGGGCAGGACAUGAGCUAGGGGCCCCUCCCUGCACCCACACAGACAGCCAGGAUGGCGGAGAUCACCAAUCUCACCCCCAGCUUCGGUAAGAGGCUUUCUGUCUUAGGAAUUUAGGUCAUGGGAGGGGAAUAGUGUGAUAAGGAUAAUUGGGCACACGUUCUCUUUAAAUAUGGGUAUUGUUUUUUUGGGGGAUCCGGAAAUUACUGAUGUACAAUUUAGUGUUGGGGAUCUGGAUGCAGAUAAUACAGGGGUUCCUGCUAUUUGUUAUGUGAAUAAUAGGGGUUUAAUUCCUGUUGUUUUUUUAUUGGAAUGUUGGGGGGUGUCUGAAAUAUCAGAAACCGGGGGAGGAUUCUGACAUGGCUGGUUGGGGAUCAAUAAGGAUUGUCAUAUGGAUAUUGGAGAUUAAUCAGAGUGUGAUGUGGAUAUUGGGGUUCAAUAUAAUUGUGGAGUAGAUAUAAGGUUUUUUUUUUUUCAAUUUUAUAUUGGGGUUCAGGGUACUUUGUUUGUGCAUUGUAAGGUUAAGAGUAAUUUUUGAUUUAGAUAUGGGGUGUUGAUGAUAUUAAAGUUUGGGGUAUAGAUGGUGUGGCUAUUAGGUUUCGGGGGCUAGGUGCGAUCAAUACUGAGGUUUUGGUUCCAAGACUAGGUGCUAUUUAUUUUGAGGUUUGAGCUGUAGUUGAUGUGGAUAUUGUUAAGGUUCAAAGGCUAGGGGCUGUUGUUAUUGGGGCCUGGGCUAUAGUUGAUGUGGCUAUUAUUAGGGUUUAAUGGCUAGGUGCUGUUGAUAUUGAGAUUUGGAUUAUCGUUGAUAUGGGUUCAUGGCUUGGAUGUUGAUAUUCAGGUUUAGGGCAUUAGGUAUGGAUAUUUGACUUUUGAGACUGGGUGUUGAUAUAUGAUGCUAGGGGGAUAAAUCAUGUGCUUAUUAGGAUUUCAGACUCUGAGUGGUGGUGUGCUUUGGAUGAUAUAUGAAGUGGAUGAUUGGUUUUGUUGAUAUGAAGGUUUAAAUAAUAUAUGAUUUAAAUCUUGAGGUUCAGAGACUGUGUACUGGUGGUGUGGUUUUUGGCAUAUUCCAUAUCAUGUUACAGUUAGGGGGUUUGUUGUUGCUCAUAAUAAGCCCUAUGGUAUAUGCACUUAUGAUGUUAAGGGUUCAGAAUCUGGGUGUUGUCGACUGAAGUCUGAGACAUAUACAAUGUGGAUUUUAGGUUUGGAGGGGAUUCAUUUUUUUGUGGGACAGUGUGAUGGGGUAUGCUGGGGCUGUGAGAUAACUGUACUGUGGGUGGACAAUGUGAUGGAAGAAUUGUUGUAUAAUCUCAUGACAAUAUUCCGAGAAAGUGUUGUGAGGUAUCUGGGUAUCGGCAGUGUUCUAUUUUGGAAGUUUCAUAGAGUUGGAUCCUUCCAUGAUGUAGAUAUUAUGUCCCUAAUUCUAUUUACUGUUAUUGCAGGAUCUUAAUUUGGUAUGUGUUGAUUGAUGGCUGACAAUUGGUUUUACCAAGAGAGUCUGCCUACAGGAAAUGUGCCAUUCUAUUUAGGAUCACCCAUGCUGCCACUCAUCUGCUACCUCCCUUAUUGCAAAUACUAGUGCACACAGGUCCUUUCUCCCACAAUCCCUGUCUGAGCUAACCUAGUAUACAUAAAUAGUACAUGAAAGGUGUGUCCCAGUAAUGGAUUAUGGAAGACUGUCCUUUGAGUAUUUGCCAUGUAAUGCUGGGCCCCAAGACAGUGGCUUCUGCAUCUUCACAUGACGUCAUGUCUGUUACCAGGACAUUAUGAAGGCUUGCGUAUUCCCCCGUGGCUGUCUAAGCAAUAUAUUCACUGGGAGAUGGGGAGCUUAUUGCAUUUAAGUUAUUUAAGAGAACAUUUAUUUUUAUGCAUAUUGGAGAGGUUUUGCCUGAAAUUUGGUCUUCAGCUUUGGUUGAAGUUAGUUCAUGGGAGAAGCUCUCUAAUUUUGGAAAUAGUAAGAUUUGAGUGAGAUCCUCAAAGAGGAGAGGGUAAGGCUCCAAGUAAGGAGCAGAUGGGCAAGAUUAAGACUAAAUUAGUAUAGAAGUUGUUCAGGAAAAGCUUCCUCAUUUAUGAGAGAAGACUCCUACAAGGCUUUCUCAAUUUCAGAAUAAUUGAAGGGAUCAUGUUGAGCCCCGUGACUUGGAGAGGGGAAAAGUCUCUGAGACAGGGUAGUGAAGGCUAGUGUACUGUUGAGUUGGGUAUAUGUAGGAGUUGGUGAGAGGUACAUGUCACAAUGACUGUGUGUGUAUUAGGGGGAUGUACAUGUUUUAAUGAUUUUGUAUGAGAGGUACAUGUCAUGGGGAUUGUGUAUUAGGGUGGGACAGAGAUGCAUGGCAUGAUGACUGUGUAUUAGAGAACAGAAGUGCAUGUUAUUAUGUCUUUUACAAGAAGUGAGAGGACCAUGUCCUGACGUCUGUAUUAUGAGGAGGCAAGUGACACAUGUUUUAAUUACUGCGUAUUAGGAGGAGGCGAGUGACACAUGUCCUAAUAACCGUAUAUGAGUAAAUAGUCACAUGUCUUAAUGUCUGCAUAUUAGGAAGGGGGCAGAGGUAUGUGUCCUGAUGUCUGUAUAUAAGAUGGUAGAGGAGGUGAGAAGUAUAUGUCUUGAUGCCUGUGUAUUAGCAGGUGGACAGAGGUAUAUGUACUUCUGUCUGUCUAUAAUGAAGCUGAGAAGUGUCCUGAUGUAUUCUUGUUGGGAAAAUGUUCUUUGGUAUAGUGUAUUAGGUAAGGGUGAGAGGCAUACGUCUUCAUGUAUUUUUACUGGGAUAAUGCGUCCUGAUGUCUGUGCUAAUUGGAGGCAGAGGGGGUUAGAAGUUUGUGUCCUACUACUUGUGUACUAGAGCUUCACAUGAUAUAUGCAUACUUAUGUCUGUAUUUGGGUGAAGUGAGAGAAGUACAUGUCCUGAUGUCUGUGCAUUCAGAGAAAGUGAGAGGUACGUGUCCCGAUGUCUGUGCAUUAAAAGAAAGUGAGAGGUACAUGUCCCGAUGUCUGUGCAUUCAGAGAAAGUGAGAGGUACAUGUCCCGUUUGCCUGUGCAUUCAGAGAAAGUGAGAGGUACAUGUCCUGAUGUCUGUGUAUUUGGUAGAAGUGAGAGGUACAUGAUCUAAAGUCUGUGUAUUUGGGUGAAGUGAGAGGUACAUGUCCUGAUGUCUAUAUUUGGGUGAAGUAAGAGGCACGUGAUCUAAUGUCAGUGUAUUUGGUGAAGUGAGAGGUACAUGUCCUGAUGUCUAUGUAUUUGAGUGAUGUGAGAGGUACACAUCCUGAUGUCUGUGCAUUUGAUGAAAGUGAGAGGUACAUGUCCUGCUGUCUGUGUAUUUGGGUGAAAGUUAGAGGUACAUGAUCUAAUGUCAGUGUAUUUGGUAGAAGAAGUGAGAGGUACAUGUCCUGUUGUCUGUGUAUUUAACCCCUUAAGGACCAAACUUUUGGAAUAAAAGGGAAUCAUGACAUGUCACACAUGUCAUGUGUCCUUAAGGGGUUAAUGGAAGUGGGAAGUACUGCUUUAUUUGCCUUGAGGGGAGCUGAGAGAUAUAUACCACGCCAUUAGGAGGGAAUGAGAAGUACAUGUUUUGAUCUGUAUGUAUUAUGAGGCAGAUGAGGUUAGAGGUAUCCUCAUACCUGUGUUUCAGAGGAGGUGUUUUCAGGGGAUAUGUGGUCUGGGCCUCCUGAUAUCUGUGUGUUAGAAGGCGGCGAUUGACAUGUGGCUUGAUGUCUGUAAAUCGAUGCAAUACUCAGGUGUAAUGUUGCACCCGGGACCUGUGAUUUACCAAGGGAAUAUUAAUGCUAUACCUGGUGAACACUGCGGUACCUAAGAAAGAGUUAAAAUAUGAUGCUGUAUAAUAAAUAAAUAUAUAUCUUUAUACACAGUAUAUAUACUGUAUUGUAAAGGUUAUGAAUAAAUGAUAUACCCAGCAGCCAUGAUGUACCCAGUGAAGCCAGUCAUGUAUAAAUACUGCACUCUGGGAUUGGUUAUAAAUAAAUGCAGUACUCUGGGGUUAAUGUUGUACACAGGAUCGAAUGUACAGUAAUGUUGUGCCCAGAGAGGGAUACAAUACCCAGGGAAGGGUUAUACAUUUUUUAACCCCUUAAGGGCCAAACUUCUGGAAUAAAAGGGAAUCAUGACAUGUCACACGUCAUGUGUCCUUAGGGGGUUAAAGCCAGAUGUAUGCUUUUGACACUAUUGAUUAUAAAUAGAAACUGUAUCCAGAGGCUGAUGUUGAACCCAAGAAAGAGUUUAAAAUAAAUGAUUUACCUGUAUCCAUGGGCGGAUUAUAAUUGCUAAUGCAGGCCAGGCAUCAUGCAGUUCCACUUUUUACUUUAAAAGUCUUCCGAUAGAAUACAUCUGCAUGAAAGAUAAUCGAAAUGGGAAUGACUGCAGUCAUAUGUUGAUGUGUUAAAUAAAUACAUCUACGGAGAGAGGAAAUCUACUCCUUACAGGUCUGGGGGCAAGUAGUGAUGGACCCCUGGGAUUUUUCCAAGUCAGCACAUUAUUCAUUGUCUACAUGCAUCCCCGGUGAAUACUUACUAUUCAUAGGAAAUUCAUGUGUGUAAAGGAAGGAGCAGCCCAGAACUCAUUAUCCCAACCUGGUCAAUAUCGGGUCAUUUAGUGGCCUAUUUUCUAUCUGCUUAUAACAUACUGUGGGGGUCUAUUUACUUCAUCAAGAAUUGUUGAGAAUCGACAAGAGAAUUGCAAAUGUAGGCCAAAAUAGCCCAUUUGGGAACAUUCUCCAAGUCAGCUAUUUGUCCAGCAUGAAUGAUUGUUAUGGCCUUUUGUUUGGAACAAAAGCAUUUGCCCCAGUAAUAUAAUAUGGCUGCUUGUAGGUUAUAGGCAAAGACUGAGCACAUUACGGCUAAUGGACCAGAAACAGUGUCACAGAGAUGAGAGCGAGAGAGAAUGUGUUAUUCAAUAUGACUUUAUAAAAUAUCUGAUUAAUAAAGACAAAAUUAAGUGAAUUAAAGAAUAGUUAUAAUAUAAGGACACUCUGAGUACCAAAACUACUUCAUUUUAAUAAAGUGAUGUUGUUGAAUAGAUCAUUUCUCUUUUGUGUUGUAAUGUGAAACAUUGCUGUUUGUGAGAAAGAGCAAUGUUUACAUUUUGCCAACAACAAGCCAGAACUUCCUCUCUAAAGACUUUCAGUUACUGGAAGUCUUCACAUACGGUGACAUCAUGCAUAGCAUAAUCCCAACAAAUGCAGUGAGUGCUUGUUAGAGACAAGCAUUGGCUUCAGUGCUUCUCUGUGAGACGCACACAAUGGCUGACAGCAGUGAUUGCCACUCAUGCCCAGAAAGUCUCCAGUGCUUCUGUCCAAGAAGCAUUAGAUUGGACCAGAGAUCAUCGAGAUGGACGGAGCAGUGGUUGCCCGUGGGAGACAGCUCAACGCUGGUAAAAAAAAAUGAGUAAAAUCUUUGUUUUCUAUAUUCAUAGGGUGGUACGCCAUGAUCCAAAAUAAACACAUUAACAAUAAAUAUAUUGUUGCAAUAAUAGAUGUUAGUUAAAAGAGGAGUAGAAGUUUGUUUUAAAAGGUUGGGAGGCAAUAUUUGUAAAACUCCAUGAAACACAUUAAAGGGACAGCUUAAUGUAGUGGUUCUGGUGUCUAACAUGUGCCUGGAGCCUUAACAUUUAGAACCUUCAAGAGAACCUUAGACCCUUCAGAGAAAAGGCAAUGUAACAAUGACAAUACUUCCUGUGUCAAUGCUGCACAGUGUGCAGCACUGGCGUUGAGCGUCUCCACACUCUGCAUGAAGGCACUGAAUGUUCCCCAUUGAGAUGCAUUGAUUCAAAGCAUCUCUAUAAGGAGAUGCUGAUUGGCACAGCUGUCCUAUGGGAAAGUACUGGAAUGGCUGAGAUCAGCAAAAUUGAUGAUCUCGGCCAUAAAGGUUGAGCCAGGCAGGGCCAGCCGCAGUGAGAUUGGAGCAGCGUGGGAGAAAAGGUGAGUAAAAUCACCUGUAAUCUCUGGGAUUGGGGGGGGUGGGGUGAGGGGGAGUGUAGGAGACUAAUUCAGUAUUUCAGCACUACUUUGUCAGGGAUACAGGUUUGUAUUUUUGACACUAUAGUUCCUUAAAAGGACAAUGCAGGACACCAUAACAACAUCAUCGGAAUAAAAUUGUUAUGGUGCAAAUAGGUCCCGAGUGGUGGCUUACCUUUAGGGGUGAGACCAUUAUCGAAUGGUUUAACCUCAAAGACUUCAGUCCGCAGAGAGUAGAGUCUUGCAGGACUGCAUCCAGAAAGUGCCUCUACUGGCUUUCUGAGUGACAAUUACUAGAGGUAGCUGUAGGAAGCAAUGUAAACACUGCCUUUUUGGCCACUGGGCCUUAAAGGAUCACUAUAGGGUCAGGAACACAAACAUGUAUUCCUGACCCUAUAGUGUUAAAACCACCAUCUAGCCCCUUGGGGCCGGUCAUGCCUCCCUAAAAAUAGCAAAAUCUUAUUUUUAUUCAAGCCUGAGGCUGUAGCUCUGCAUGCUGUUUGCCUCAGAAUAGUCAAUAGUCAAAACCUGUCUGCUGACAUAAUCAGAAGUGGUGGCCUGAUCCAAUCACAAUGCUUCCCCAUAGGAUUGGCUAAGACUGACAAAGAGGCAGAUCAGGGGCAGAGCCAGCAUGAUUCAAACACAGCCCUGGAUAAUCAGCAUCUCCUCAUAGAGAUGAAUUGGAUCAAUGGAUCUCUAUGAGGAAAGUUCAGUGUCUGCAUGCAGAGGGAGGAGACACUGAAUGUUUGGAUGCAUUUUAGGCAGCCAUGACCCAGGAAGGAUCUCUAACAGCUAUCUGAGGAGUGGCCAGUGAAGUUAUCACUAGGCUGUAAUGUAAACACUGCAUUUUCUCUGAAAAGACAGUGUUUACAGCAAAAAGCCUGAAGGAAAUUAUUCUACUCACCAGAACAAAUUCAAUAAGCUGUAGUUGUUCUGGUGACUAUAGUGUCCCUUUAAUCAUGAAUGAUUAUAAAUAGUCAGACCAGCGAAUUUAGAAUUUUAGACCAAAGUAGUUGAGCUGGUGAUAUAACCGAGUUGGAGAAUUUUUUAAUUGACAUUUGCAACUCCCUAUCAAUUCUCCUCAAUAGGAGGUUUAGUGAAUAAUCCUAUAUGUGUGCACGUUUUUGUUUUUUUCAUGUAAAGAAGAAAUGAAAAGGGUUUCGAAAAAUACCCCUUUCUGUCUCAUUAGAGAUAUCUGUGCCUGAAGCUUAAGAAAGCUAUGUGAAUAGUCAGUGUAGGACCCACCUAAGAGGUCUGCCUUGACGUGGCAGGUGGGCAUUGCCUCUCAUUGCCAUUGGAGUUACUAAAUAACCUCCAUUUGUUUAAAUAUGCAUAGGGAUUUGGGAAGUGCGCAGGUAACUUAUUUUCUUUGUUUUUUACUGUAUGUAUUGGCACAGAACAAAUUUACACAACCUGCAGACAAGCAAAAUAGAUAAAAUAACGUGGUCUGUCCACGCACCGGUAGAGGUUACGUUCCGCUCAUUAUAUGCGGCUAGGGGCAAAGAUAUGUGGCGACUGAAUGAAGGAUUGGCUCUGUUCAAUCCAAUCCUUACACAAAUUUAGGACAGAAUUGGGAAGCUAUUUUGAGGAAAAUUCACAAUCCCAAAUCACAUCAAGUACAAGAUGGCUUGGCCAUAAGGAUGUCAUGAGAGGUCUGUACAUACAGUCGGGUGCCCGGGCAAAGAGGGCAUGUGAGCAGGAGACGGACCCCCUUAAACAACAAAUAGAGGAAUUGGAAAGGUUACAUAAACAAAACCCAACAUAGAAAUUAGGACACAAACUCACACUAGUGACAUAAAGCAAUUGCAUAUCACCAAGAGACAUAUGCAUAAAUUAAAGCACACAUAUUAUUCCCAGGGUAAUAGGGUAGGCAAGCUACUUGCCUCCCAACUUAAAGCCAAAUACGCACAAACCAAAAAUAGCGUCCAUUUAUAACAAAGAAGGCACUAAAGUUUCCAACCCAAUGCAUAUUCUCAAUGAAUUUGCGAACUUUAAUGAAACUCUGUACAACCUGAAAGAUAACAAGGACGUAUUACAGCCCACAGAUGUAAAUAUAACAAAAUUCCUACAACACAUUGACCUUCCAAGCUUGACUGUUGAUAAUGUGACAGCAUUAGACGCGCCCUUCACCCCUGAGGAGAUUCAUGAGACUAUCAACUCAUUGCCCAAACAUAAGGCCUCGGGCCCAAAUGACCUCUCUAACAUAUAUUACCUGACCUUUGCAUGGCAUCGGGCAAAAUGCCGCCCAAAAUGCUGAAGGCACAUAUCAUCACGCUACCAAAGCCAGGCAAACCACCCACUAAAUGUGAAAACUUCUGUCCGAUUUCGUUACUGAACGCGGACACAACAUUUUUUGCCAAACUUCUGGCCACUCGCAUAAAACAAUUGUUGCCCUCACUGGUAGCAAGGGAGCAAGCGGAGUUCGUGCCCGGCAGCCAAGCAGGAGACAAUACCAGAUGCUUUAUGGAUCUCAUGGAGCUACUCAAUAGGCGGGGAGAAGCGGGGUUUUUGGUAGCGCUGGACGCCGAAAAGGCCUUUGACCGUCUACAUUGGGGUAUAUGACGGAAGUUCUCCACAAAUUCGGCUUUCCACCCAAAUUCGUAAAAGCCAUGUUAGCAUUAUACACCAAUCCUUACGGCCAAAGUACUAAAUACAGGGUUCCUUGCCGCCUGACCAAUGGCACUGGUCAGGGAUGCCCAUUAUCGCCGCUCAUUUUUAUCCUGGCCCUAAAACCCCUAGUAAAACAUAGUAAAUUACAUGACGGUAUCAAAGGGGUACAUACUCACAUAGGAGAACAGAAACUAGCAUUGUUCCCAGACGAUAUACUACUCAUCCUCACUAAACCACAAGCCUCAUUGCCGACUCUGAUGGACCUCCUACAGACAUACGGGGCAGUAUCCUGCUACAAAACGAAUCGCUCAAAGACACAAGCGUUAGCUAUCAGUAUGACGAAGGAAGACAAAAAUCUAAUUUCGUCCCAAUUCCAGUUUGACUGGAUAGAUAGAACCUUAACAUACCUAGGAAUCCAAUUGGCAACUAAUAGGCACACUAUGAUCAAGGAGAAUCAUUUGAAAAUGUUAGCCAAACUACAGCAAACACUACAUGCUUGGGAGGGAAAGUCGGUCUCCUGGCUCAGUCGAGUCAAUCCCAUUAAAAUGAUGGUGCUGCCACAAAUCCUGUUCCUAUUCUGAACUCUACCCUUAGAUCUCUUGAAAUCAAUCCUAAGCAGAUUCCAGAAACUAAUUAAUGCACAUAUAUGGAAGUGCAAGCCACCCCGAAUAGCUGUCUCAAAUAGUGAUGUCCCGAACUGUUCGCCGAGGGUCUUCUGCUUAUUGGCUGGAAUGUGUCUGCUGACCGGAGUUCGUGGCGAACCGUUCGCGAACAGUUCGAGACAUCACUAGUCUCAAACCUUUAUUAUAUCACACACGAGGGCGGAUUGGGAGUCCCAGACGUACACAGAUACUAUAUAGCAAUGUCCCUAGCCCAACCGGGGGCAUUACUUAAUGUCUCUGAACAAGCUUUCUGACUUUAAUGUGGGUCCCGACACAUCUCCACCCCCUAACAUAAAACCUUUCCAAACGACCAAAUGCACUUGUGGUAUAUGGCAUGAAUGGGCAGAAAAACACCUGGAACCAGACCCCCUCACUUUAUAUGCCCCGAUACAAAGCUUACAAUAGUUCACACCUGACAUCUCACUUACUGCCUGGGAUCAGGCGGGGAUAGAGAAAGUGGCAGAGUUAUACCACGAAUCGAGGUUGCUGCGUUUCCCAGAUAUACAAAAUAAAUACAAAUUAUCACCAAGAGAAAUAUUCACAUACUUAAGGAUCAAACAUAUUCUGUCCAAAAUCACAAAUGCUCCCUCAAAGCCAUUGAUAAAAGGGGACUUUAAUAAACUGUGCAAAGGUACAGAUAAAGGCUUAAAGCCUCUGGUGAUAUGCUACAGGGCACUUCAGAACACCGUAAAGCCAGUAAAGUUCUCCUAUAUGGUCAACUGGGAUAAUGAGUUAAACACACAAUUAACAAACAUUCAAUGGCAAAAGGCCUUGAAACACACAAAACAGGCAACGCACUGCGUCAACCACCUAGAAGCAUCCUAUAAAGUUUGGAUUAAAUGGGAGUUGACCGUGCACAGGUUCGCUCACAUGUUUGCUAAUAUAUCUUCUCAGUGUUGGAGAUGUGAGAGGCAGGUAGGAACCAUGGGGCACGUGUUUUGGCACUGUAAUAAACUUAAAAACUUCUGGGAGGCAAUAAAGGCCUUAAUACACGACCUGGUCGGAAUAUCAUUGCCAUUGGAAAAUGAAACAUACCUUUUACACAUACUGCCUGAUGACUUAACUAAACUUAAGAGGGCAAGCAUUAUUCAGGUGCUUAUUGCUGCUAAAAGCGGCGUAGCAAAGAAUUGGAAAUCCAAAGGAUUGUGAUGGUGAUGGAGAGGUUGACCUCCAACAGACUCCAUGAAGAAAUGUACCGGCGUAGACUACAGGGCACAACUGAAAGCUUUAAUUGCAUAUGGGCCAAUUGGCAUAAGGUUAACCAGCUCCAUACUACAGUGGUCGGCUCCAACCUAUAAGUACACGACAUAAAAAACUCACAUAGUACAGAUACCCAUGGAGAUACUCAACCACAGAUGAUGAGCAUAUACUAAUGGACCCUGACCAAGCUUCUACACCAGUGCAUGAGUACACUAGAUAGAUUACCUUUAGUGAGGUACAUGACAUUUUUUGUUCAUAUGUUCUUUUAUAGUUAAAGGGACACUAUACUCACGAGAACAACUACAGCUUAUUGAAUUUGUUCUGGUGAGUAGAAUCAUUACCUUCAGGCUUUUUGCUGUAAAAACUGUCUUUUCAGAGAAAAUGCAGUGUUUACAUUACAGCCUAGUGAUAACUUCACUGGCCACUCCUUAGAUGGCUGUUAGAUAUCCUUCCUGGGUCAUGGCUGCCUAAAAUGCAUCCAAACAUUCAGUAUCUCCUCCCUCUGCAUGCAGACACUGAACUUUCCUCAUAGAGAUUAAUUAAUUCAAUUCAUCUCUAUGAGGAGAUGCUGAUUGGUCAGGGCUGUGUUUGAAUCAUGCUGGCUCUGCCCCUGAUCUGCCUCUUUGUCAGUCUUAGCCAAUCCUAUAGGGAAGCAUUGUGAUUGGAUCAGGCCACCACUUUUGAUGAUGUCAGCAGACAGCUUGUUUUUCUGAGGCAAACAGCAUGCAGAUUUACAGCUUCAGGCUUGAAUACAGUAAGAUUUUGCUAUAUUUAUGCAGGCAUGAGGGGCCCAGGGGGGCUAGAUGGUGGUUUUAACACUAUAGGGUCAGGAAUACAUGUUUGUGUUCCUGACCCUAUAGUAAUCCUUUAAUAUGAGUUACCUAAUCUGUAUAAUUGGCAUAUAUGUUUCUUUGUACAUCUUUUCUUAUGUGCACAAGUUACAAUGCUAGACUAACAUAGAUCGAGGCUGGAACAGCACAAGAAAUGUGCUUUCACGCUUAACCCCUUAAGGACACAUGACUUGUGUGACAUGUCAUGAUUCCCUUUUAUUCCAGAAGUUUGGUCCUUAAGGAGUUAACAUUGUGGAAAGUCCUUUUGCAAAAUAACGAAGCUGAACUCGUUAAUACCCAUUGCAGGUUAGGUGCAUAGUAAUGAUGUAUUAAUGUGUAUUGAUGUAACGAUCCGUAUUGUCAACUGUGUCAAUUGAAAUGGAUGUAUAUCUGAUUAUGUUUAUGAAACAAAAAAAAAAAUCCAAUAAAAACUAUUAAUGAAAAAAAAAAAAAACUCUUCUCAGAGGUGUGAGCUCUUCUCGGAAAGAAGUAUAGUAGCCCCCGUCGAAUCCAUCCGGUCCUGUGCCUUUAUUUCCUUUAAUUCCGAUAUAGCUAUAUCUAUUUUCUCACACGUAAUUUUAGAGUCCAGCUUUUCUAUCGGGGUAACUGGGGAAGCUCCAGGUUAUUCAAAAAACUACGCGUUUGGCCUUUGUCCCGCCCCCUCAGUUGCUGAGCCACUGGGGAGUGAUUAAAUAGUGCCUUGUAGAAGUCAGUGAAAACCGAGGCUAUGUCAGUUGGCGUUGUUUAAUUCGGGGUCUGGCUGAUUCGGUGCCUAUAUAUUAAUCAGAUGUAUCGUAUGGGAGAAUAAAGUGCCAGUGAGUAUAAUAUAGCGCCCUUCCGAAUCUAUUUCGGAGGACGUGAUUUGUAAAGGGCAGCUAUUGCGGACCAGGAUCACAAGGCUGUUGCGUUCGCUGUGUGAUCUAGCCUCGUAAGUCACAUUAUAGGUAUGGUCUCUCAAUCUAAAGUUGGCCUGUUUAGGGAUAUGUGUCUCUUGCAAAAAGGCGUUAUUAGACUUCAACCUCUUCAGUUUGCGGAACAGAAGACGUCGCUUGUUAGGGGUAUUGAGACCCUUCACAUUCAGGGAGGAAAUGUUUAUAGCCAUGGCCCUGGUAGAUUCGUUAUGCUGAUGUAUACGCCCACCUCUGCUCUCAGGAGGUUCCUACCCGGUAGCCAACCCUCAACCAGUCCAAGAUUGAUCUUCGCCCUCUAACCCCCAACCUACCCGCGUGUCCCGGUCCCUGAAGGAAGAAGAAGGAAAGGAGGAAAGAAAAAGAAAAUGGUACGCAGUUCGCAUACCGAGAGAUAGAUAUAGACCGUCUGGUCUUACAAGUUGCCAGACUCAUAUGGGGUACAUGUGCCGGCACCUCCAUCGUACAAAGCACUCGUGAGAUGUGGACCUGUACAUGCUGCGGUUCAACAGUUAAAACUCUAUCCAAUAUAUUGUUUAAAUGUAUGGGUUAUUGUACGUUCUAACUCCUUACUUAAUAUGUAUAUACACUUAAUUAUAUUUUACCAAUGUAGCAGCUACAACACUGAAUGUGAAACUCUCACAAAACACACAACCCUGUAACUAAACCAAAAACAGUGGAGCGUUUAUCUAUUCCUCAAGUUAAUUUAUAAAGGAAAAAACCUGUGAAAAAUACAAUGUCACUUAACUUCACUUCAAGUGUUCCAACUUGAACAAUUACUUUCUUUACACCUUUAACAAAAGUAAAAUAUAUAUAGUGUGAGACCACAAAUAAUUAUGUGACUUUAAUAGUAUUAAUGGAACACUCACAUAUUCCCGAGCUAUGGAAACCUAGCUCUGGUGUGGAAAACUUGCGGGUUCCGUUAUGGGCGACCCAUGUCUUCUUCAGUCGGGUAGAUUUUCAAUCUCCAGAGUUUUCUCAGGAUAAUAGAAAUAGAUAAUAUAGUGAAAUUCCGUUAGGUACACAAACGGAAUUUCACUAUAUUAUCCAUUUCUAUUAUCCUAUGAACAAUCCAGAGAUAUUUUAUUUAUUGGCAUAUAAAAAUAUAUUAAAAGUGGUAAAGAGCACACGUGUAGAAAAACAGGUCCUACAUGGACUUAUAUUAUAAUAGACUGUUAGUUAUAAAUUCUUGGUGAUAUCAAUGUUGUAACCCAUCAACAUGCAUUUUGACAAUAUAAUAAUACAAACAAAUAAUCAACCUAAAUGUUCUGGAUAAGGAGGGAUAGAUGACGGAGGGAAGAAACGGUUGAGGUCAUUAAUUGGUGAUUAAAUAGUGUUCCAUUGGGAGAUAAGACUUUAUUCUUAGUUGCUGUUUGGAAAUACGUGUAUCAAGGUGUUAUUCCAUUCUUGGGAGUGUUGCAACAUUUUCUCUCUUUUUUAAAAAAAAAUUAUUAUUAUUUUUUAAUAUUAAGGGGGAUGAGGUGGUUGGAUUUUCACGUCGCUAAAAUUGUGAGUUUACCACAGUAUUCGGGGUUUGUCAAAAGAGAACCUGAAUACCAAUUGCUGCAUUCUCAUUUUUUCAUCUGAUCAAUUCAUGUUGAUCUUGUUUUACAUUGCUACAAUGUCAGGUGCAGAAGAUCGUUUCCACAAUCUGGAAAUUACCAUGUUUGCUGAUAUUUUGAUGUCGUAUAAUACAGCUUAUGCAUGUUUUGAUAAUGUCCAUGGAAACAUGAAUAGGAGCCGUAUGUCUGGUUUUAGAGUAAUCUGGUGUUUCAAUAUCAAGCGUGUCAUCUUGAAGACCGCCUCCCUGAAUAGCUUAAAGGACCACUCUAGGCACCCAGACCACUUCAGCUUAAUGAAGUGGUCUGGGUGCCAGGUCCAGCUAGGGUUAACCUAUUUUUUCAUAAACAUAGCCGUUUCAGAGAAACUGCUAUGUUUAUGAAUGGGUUAAGCCUUCCCCCUAAUCCUCUAGUGGCUGUCUCAUUGACAGCCACUAGAGGCGCUUGUGUGCUUCUCACUGUGAUUUUCACAGUGAGAGCACGCAAGCGUCCAUAGGAAAGCAUUAUGAAUGCUUUCCCAUGUGACCGGCUGAAUGCGCGCGCAGCACUUGCCACGCGUGCGCAUUCAGCCGACGGGGAGGAGAAGAGGAGGAUCGGAGGAGGAGAGCUCUCCGCCCAGCGCUUGGAAAAGGUACGUUUUAACCCCUUUCCUCUCCCCAGAGCCGGGCGAGUAUGUUUUCCUGGCACUAUAGUGGUCCUUUAAGGAUCUUACAUGCCCACCAUAGUGCAGCAUGGUGCCUACCUCUGCUUGGCACCUCCAAUAGGAGUUAGUUACAGUGGGCCAUAUUUGGUGUAGUCUCGCCGGUACCAUAUUCCAUUUGUACAUAAGUUUGCGUUGCAGCUCUAAAUGGCCUAGACAGGAUAUUAUGCCCUUGUGUAGUGAAAUGGCUUUAUCCCAUUUCCCUUUCUCUAUACAGUAACCCAAUUCUUUGUGCCAAUAAUCCAUAAUAGGCCUCAUUGCUGUCCCCAAUUCCCAAAGUAAAUAGUACUACAAAAUGACUUUUUGUUGUGGUUUUAGUUGUAAACACAAAAAGUUGUGUUCGAACUGUGAUAGGGGUUCUCUGUUCUCAGAGUGACUUCUCCUUAGUUCGCCUGGGACAGGUAUGAUCUCAGUUGUAGGUAUGAGAACAGGAAGUUGUUAGGGAGCUCAUGUUGUUUAAGUAUGUUUUGAAAGGACAUCAGAACAGUUCAUUUGCAUAGCCGGCGUAAGUGGGAUAUCCCAUGUUUUUCGCAAAGGCUAUAUGGAUAGUUUGGAAUUAGAUAGGAAAUCAACUUCAACGGGCUUGCUAGGGUAAAUGGGUGUAAUUGGUUGGUUUACCCUUAAUCAUAUCCCAGACUUAGAAGGGUCGAUGGUAGCAUGUUUGACACUUUUGAUCUAGAUUUCGCUGGAAGCCACAACAUGGUAAUCAAGUUUCCUGUCAGAAUCCAUUGGGACUCCAGGAGGACCCAUUUGAAUCGAGUGUAUAUAUAUAUUCUUUAUUUAUAUAUUCUUUAUUUUGUUGUGCAGAUGAAUACAUACACGCUUGUGAUGCCACGACAGCAGGACAAGCAAAAGGAAAACAUACAGUGCUAGAGUAUAACAUGGCAUUCAGCGCAAUUGCACAAAUCUUAUAGUUAUGGUAUAUUAGUAAACAAGCAUUCUAUAUAUUAAAAUGACCAGUAUUGUAUCCGGGGCCUAGUGUAUAUUUUAAUGUUGUAAUAAGCCAAACAUUCAAAAACAUAGACAAUGAGAUCUGCAUGGAGACACAAUUAAAAAUAAAAUUAUAGCUACAAUAUAAUUUAAUACAAAACCGCUCUAAUUCAAGCCAUGUUCAGUGACCAGAAAAACCCAUAAAUUGGAAGUUUAGGUUUUGUCAUUGUCUAUUAUAGAUAUACAGGUGUUCCAUAUGCCAAAUCAAUUGACAAUGUGACACCUUAUCAAACUUGUCAUUGUCUUUUUAAUAUAUAUAUAUAUAUAUAUAUAUAUAUAUAUUUUAUUUUUUAUUUUUUUUUAAACAUAAUUUACACCACUCAGAAAUAAAGAGACUCAAAAAAGAGACUUAAAGUAGAAUUCAAAUUUUCAGUACUUAGCAGCUCCUUAAAAAAGCACUUAGCGUUUAAUAAAAAACAAACAAUGCCUUUCACGCACACUUAGGCGACUAUACUGCUCAUGUUUGUGAUUUACGUGCUUCACACUGUAUAAUGUCAUUGCAUAUAUUGUGCAUAUUGUUUGUACCACAAUAAAAAGAGAUUGGCGAGAAGAAAAAAAAAGCACUUAGCGGGCAGAUUUAUUCCAGUACCGUAACAUGUGUUUAAUCAGAAACCAGAAACCUUGGUUCUACGCCAUUGAUGCUCAGCCCAUAAAACAAUUAAAACCAUUUUUUCUGCAGAUUAUUUAUACACAACAUGUAUAAAGAUAUAUUUAAAUGUAAAUGUCUUACAGUUACUUGCUGAGUCUAGUUGGCACUUGUGUAGUUGUUUUUGGUGCUGGUCUGGUUAGAUAAGACCCCUUAAGGCAGAGAUUGUCACAUUUUUCCAUUAAAUGAAAUUGGUCUUUUCUCCGUAUAUUCAAGCUAUAGUCAAUUUUCUCUGUGCUAUCAAAUAUACUGAAGGCAAGCAGAGGAUAUCAGUACUCUAGAUAUUACCGGUACAUCUUGAAGCAGUUACAAACUCAGCAUACAUACAUAUCUGUUAUCUUGAUGCUUUAUUAAAUGUCACUCAACGUGGUAUUAUGGUAGUUUUGUAGCCAUUGCAAGUACUGAUAAAAUGUGCUUCAGAUCAUUAUUGAUUCUAAUGCAGAUCUAACCAGAAAGGGAUUCUGUUAAUCAUGGGCCGUUCUCUAGAUCAUUAAAAAGACUACUAAAAGAGUGACCAAUUCUAGAGACGGGUUAGAAAAUCGUUUAGAAUAGUCCGUAUUUGUAGCUUAUUCUUUGACAAUGUCAUGUGGUUAUUUAUCGAUAAGUCUCUCUCCCUCUCUCUCACAGAUAUGUCACCAAUAGCAGCAGGUUUCAUUGGUGCCACCGUUUUGGUAGUGUCUGUGUCUUUGACAGUCUUUAUCUGGACCUGCUGCCACAACCGAGCUGAGAAGAAAAACAAAAACCCACCGUAUAAGUUUAUACAUAUGCUGAAGGGCAUCAGUAUCUACCCUGAGACACUUAGCAACAAAAAGAAAACAAUUCGCAUCCGCAAGGACAAGAACCUGUCUAGCAAUGACACUACUCGAGGGAACCUCCUGGCAGACAAAGCGGAGGCUGGUUUAAUAGAUCACGAGAAAGGUCCAAAUGGACUGGCUACUGCCACAUGUGUAGACCAACUAUCGGUCAAAGGGGACUACGGGGAUGAAGUAAGUCCAGUUCAGAGCCUUAUAUCUAGUGGCAGUAAAACCUCAUCCCUUUCAUCUCCAGAAGAUGAUAUCAUGCUUGGAUCACUGACUCUUUCUGUGGAUUACAACUUUCCCAAAAAAGCUUUGGUGGUGACAAUACAAGAGGCCCAUGGACUUCCCGUGAUGGACGAACAAGCUCAGGCUUCUGACCCUUACAUUAAAAUGACCAUCCUUCCAGACAAGAAACACAGAGUAAAGACACGAGUCUUAAGAAAGACUCUUGAUCCGGUGUUUGAUGAGACUUUCACAUUCUAUGGCAUUCCAUACAGUCAACUCCAGGAUUUGGUACUUCACUUUCUAGUGUUGAGUUUUGACCGUUUCUCCAGGGAUGAUGUCAUUGGAGAAGUCAUGGUUCCAUUGGCAGGAGUUGACCCCAGCACUGGCAAAGUUCAGUUAACCAGAGACAUAAUCAAAAGAAAUAUUCAGGUAAAUUAAACAAAAAUGGACAAUAUUAUCAAGCUCAAGACACUCGCUCAUCAACUUUUCUUACCAUAGAAAGAAAUCUGUGUGAUAAUAUGGCAUUUAUAUUUAGUUUUACAGUAGAUUUUAUUCAUAUUGAAAGUAAAGGCUUCAGAUAAGUCUCAAUCUGUUUUUUUUUUCUGGCUGUAUGAGUAGAUGGGCAUUUAAAAUUAAAGCUGACGAAUUAGAAAUCCACAAUUCAAUAGUUCAGUCUUCAGCUACAAAAGCAUAUAUAUUUAUGAAAUUUUACUUGUGAGUCAUUUGAUGCAUAAAAAUCUUGAAUAUUGCAAUAUCAAAUCAUCUCAAAAAGUAUGGCAUACUUAAAUUAGAUCCUUCUAAUGCUUUAUAAUCUGGAGAACACUUUUACAACAAAGUUUUCUGGAUUAAAAUUUAAAAAAAACAAAAAUGAAUUUCCAAUAAAACUAUUCAAGAUUUUUUACAUAUCGGCAACUUACAAAUAUGUCUCCUAUUAAUACCUUUUUUGGUAAGCAGAAAGGUGGGAUUGACGAUUCCCGGGCUUGCAAGUGAGCCUCUUAUCAUUAUACUACAAUAAGCCACUUUUGAAUUAGUAUAUCCCAGUUGUAUUUUUUUUUUUUUUUUUGUAUAGUUUAUGUACUCCUUUUCAUAUCAGCCUUGGGAAAAGGAGAGACUAGAGUUUAAAUUUAGGCUCAUUGACUGUGGUUUAAAAACAAACAGUGACUCGCAAUUAUAUCUGUAAUGUUAAAAAGAACUCCCUAAAGGUCAGUUCCCUUCCCCCCCCCCACUAUUAUUGGUGGCUCUGUCCAAAUAAUACAAUGUCUGGCUUUGGACAGUAACCUUCUUCCUGUUGGGUGGACCUUUGAUUUCUUUCCGCUGGAUUACAUUUCCUUUACAGAAAGCUUGUUAUAACAGUCAGCACCAGCUCAUUAAAAAUUGUGCAUAAGCCUAGACAUCAGAGAUUGGAAAUAAGUGGUCAGCCUAAGGACCUCUCUCCACGUUAGUGUGUGCAUGGUCUACAUGCCUACGGCUACAGAGAGAAAGAUAUAUUUAUAGAUAUUCUCCAGCCCUCUAAUCACAUUAAGUAAAAAGUCUAAUUUUUAGUAAGGCCCCGAGGUUGCUUUAUCAACCCUCACUAAAGUUCAGUACUCAGUCAGCUUAGGAAAAACAGAAUGAACAGGUCAUUGAGUAGUAACUUCAUAGCCCAAAAUAGAUCAUCUGUUGUGUGUCAGAGGAAGUGUUUAACUCCUUGUUGAUUAUUACAUUUAUUUUUAUAUGAAAGCAAGAGAGAAUCAAGGCAGGAGAUCUUUGUGGUCAGAAUGAAACCUGCAUUUAAAUUGAAAUAUCAUAUUAAUAUAAAUGAAAACUCUGAUUUCUCCACAGAAAUGCAUCAGUCGUGGGGAGCUGCAAGUCUCACUCUCCUACCAGCCUGUGGCCCAAAGAAUGACCGUGGUGGUAUUAAAAGCUAAGCAUCUACCACGAAUGGACAUCACUGGUCUCUCAGGUAGCAGCUAUUUAUCCAUCUUGUCAUUGUAGUAUGAUCCAAUAUAAGGAAAUCCUGCUCCACAAUAAUACUGAGGUUGUAACAUGUUGUGGAACAGUAGUACUCAGAGGUCCGAAUAGGAACACGUUUACAAGUUGCUUGGGGUAAACACAAAAUUAUGUUAUAUGAGGAUGCUCAGAAGAUGCUCCGAAAUUCAUUGGAGAUUAUAUAUAGUAUGUCUCCUAAUAGUCAGACUAUUGCCCUGUGUCCCUUAGAACAGCAUACUACAUUUUAGAAAAUUACACAAAACAGAGAAAUUAAAUCAUAUAAAAGAACAAUUCUUAUAUAGCACAAGCAGUGCAUCUGGUUCUGUAGAAAUAAUUUAUCUGUGUACAAUCUAUGGUUUUGUGGAAAGAGUUGAGAUGUCGCCCUAAUAUAUUCAACUUUUUACAAAUGUUGAUUUUAAAAUGUAGACUAAAACAUUAAACACAACCAAAAUUACAAUAAUUCUGAAUUUCAAAUGAAACAGCACUACAAGGGUGCCAUUGAUAAUGAUGUGCAUCAAUGCAGAGCAAGUAAAGGUACACAUUGCACUCAGUGGUGUAUCCUGGUUUUGUGCUGCCCUAGGCAGGACAAAACUCAGGUGCCCCCCUCCCCCCGCGCCACCCCCACCCAACCCUCCCCCCCGCCCCACCUUCUAAAUACACACACACAGUCAGACACACAAACACACAGUCAGACACAAACACACACAGUCAGACACAUACACACACACACACACAGUCAGACACAUUCACAGACACAAACACAGUCAGACACAAACACACACACAAUCAAACACACAGAGUCAGACACACACACACACAGUCAGACACACACACACACAGUCAGACAUAAACACACACACAGUCAUACACAAACACACACAGUCAGACACAAACACACACAGUCAGACACACACACACAGUCAGACACAAACACACACACAAUCAAUCACUCACAUUAACUUUUUUUUUAAUUCCCUCCCCCAGCCUCCUUACCUUUGGGAGUGCUGGGGGGGUCUCUCUCUCCCUGGUGGUCCAGUGGCUGGCGGUCGGGCUGGGCGGCGCUGGCUGCUGUGCAGGCGGCUGGCGAGGGAGCUCUUCCCCUGAGCUGACUGCUCAGCUCCCUCGCUCGCCGCAGAGUGAGGCUGGGAGCCGGAAUAUGACGUCAUCUUCUGGCUCCCAGCCUCACUCUGCGGCGCGCGAGGGAGCUGAGCAGUCAGCUCAGAGGAAGUGCUCCCUCGCCAGCCGCCCGCCCGCUCGGGAUGUCUGUUAGCCGCAAGUGCAAGUUUUUGUAACCCUAGAGAUGAUAUUUAACAUGGCACUAUAGUAAAGCUAUAUUCUUAAAAAUAGAUUUUAAAAAUGCAUACCUGUACCUUUUACCACAGAUCUGUGGUAGCCACAUGAACUUAGUAAUUGGUGAUGUUCUCUCCCUCCUGACAGAUCCAUACGUCAAGGUGAAUGUCUAUUAUGGCAGGAAGCGCAUCGCAAAGAAGAAGACUCACGUCAAGAAGUGUACUUUGAAUCCUGUCUUCAACGAGUCCUUCAUCUAUGACAUCCCCACUGAACUACUGCCUGACAUCAGCAUUGAAUUCCUUGUCAUCGACUUUGACCGCACCACCAAGAACCAGGUGGUGGGUAGGAUAAUUUUAGGGGCGCACAGUGUCACAGCCAACGGCAUUGAACAUUGGCAGGAGGUUUGCGACAAUCCCAGGAAGCUGAUUGCCAAAUGGCACAGUCUGAGCGAGUACUAGGUUCUGCGUCUAGUGAAAGUGGGGGCAUAUAAGAUGGGUGGAAGAGAUAGAUACAGGUCAAUAAGGUGGAAAAGAAUGAUGGAGCCAAAUUGGCAGGAAGAUAUCCAUUUUUGUGUAACCUUGUAUAACUCCCUCCAGUGACUAAGGCACCUUUAAAUGAUUGCGUUGAAGGUUGGCCCAAUACUAAAGGUGUUAACCUCGUUUUAGUGGUAGAUCAAAUUUUCUUAGGCAGUCGGUCCUUACAGGACACGCUAACUCUCAAAAAUGUACUAACACAACUUGUUAAAUAUCAAUUCCUACAAUAAUAACUUGUUUGCAUGUUUACAGCCGACUGAAAAUAUUUCACUUAUUCCUGUUAUGAUUUCUGUUUGUCUCCUCAAAUACCAUGUAAAUGCCAGGUAUCCAAUGAUAUUCUUAUGGUCAAGACAGAGGUAAGAUGUGUUCAAUAAACUGUUCAUCUCAGGAGAAGUUUAGCUCACACACAGGAAAUUGAUUGGUAGAGAUAAUCUGAUUAUCACCAACUCAAUUAAUUAUACGAAUGUGGAUGAAUUAUAAAAUAAGUAAAGAUGUACAGUCUUCACAUUAAAAGGGGGUUUUAUUUUGCUGGGGAGCUUUUUGGAUCACAAGCAAGUAAACAGUCUGAUCAGUCUUUAAAAGACCGAUUUCCCAUCUGUCCAUACUUAGGUAACCUGCAAUCAUAAUAGGUCUAUAGGACUUAUUGUUCUAAUAGCAUGCAUUUUUUCUCAACCCAGUGGUCCUUUCCUGGUCACUCUGUUCCUCUACUGAUCCUGAAUUAAAUAUAUAUAUUUACAUUUUGAUUGUAGUCUACGUGGUGAGCUGUGACUUGUUUGAUUUCAAACCAGGAGGUAAAGAGGCCCUUCUUAAUAAGAAUAAGAUACAGUGGUCAGGCAGGCUAAGGCAGAAUGAAUUUAAACGCACAAGGUUCUUGAGAAAAUUGGACCUGUUAGUGGAAGUACCAUAGAUGUUCAGACACCCAAAUGAUCUUGCAGCUGUUUAAUAUGAUAAACAGUUCUUAAGGUUGCAGCCCACUUUGUUAUGUUUUGAUACAACUGGAGUCAUGUUGUGCAGAUACCCAAAACCACAGUAUAGGUGAGUGAAAACAGACAGAUAUAGUAAUUUUGCAAAAAAAAUGAUCAAACACAUGUAAACAUAUAGCAUACAUGUGCCAAGUAGGGAUCACACAUGAAAUACUGUAACACAUAUUAAUCUCAUAAUUUAUUUUAUUAUCUGACAAUUUUCUACCAAGCUAGUGUAUACCAUUAGCUGGGUUUCGAUUUUCACUAUAUAUAUAUGUGUAAAACUUAACGUACAGAUUUUGCAAUGUUAAGGAGUUAUUCAGAGUUCUUUCAACGUAAUGAUUUGUAAUAAUUCCAGCUUCUUUGUAUUGCAUUAUGAGUAGAACGCAAAGCGCAAUUAUUCCAAUGUAUCUGGCUUAGCUAGCAUAAUGGUCCUUUCAAAUUACUGUCACAGAAUUCACUGGUUCAAAGCCAUAAUGAAAUGGGUUUUUUAUUAAAAGAGCUUUUGAGGCAAAGUUCUACAUUUAGAACCUACGAGCAGGAACAUAUUGGUUUCCAUAGUGAUUGCUCCACUUUUAAAAAUGCCUCAAAUUUGCUGUUCAGAAACAAAUCAAUGUCCAAAGUGUAACCUUUACAAAUACCUGUAUAUGCUUAUCAAGAAAGGGAGGGGAGUGGAAUUCAUUUCUGUAAUUCACUUUUAGGCUGAAUAAAAUUACAGUUUCCUUUUAAUGCCAACAGUUUGGGGUUGUUACAGAUCAUUGACCUUCUAUCUUCCCAGACUACAGGAUAGUAUUCUAUAUUUAUAUGGGUUCAAAAAAUACCGCCGUUUCUAUUAGCUGGCUUUAUCCGUUAUCUGUAAUACAACACAGAGGUUCGUUUAUUUGCUAAGUUUAGUGGUUAUAACCCAAUAUAAAAUAUCAAUUCAAAAAAAGUCAAGAAGCAGUGUGUGCAUGGAUGUGAAACAAAUACAAAGCUGUAAAAAAACGUCCUGCCGAUUAUCACCGACGCAUUCCAUGUUAGAUAUUUGAAAUGUGCUAGCUCUACAUGGGCUUGGAAGCUAUGCUACUUUAAUAAUUUACUUCGCCAUAAGAGUGCAGUGCUUUGGAGUAAUGUUUCCCACAGCCUGAGAGAAUUUUUUUUAAUUUUCGAAAAUCUGAGAUUUUGUUAAGGUGUAUAAACCUUGACAUCCUUUAUUCUUUUUAGAAUACAUAUACAUAGGAGAAAGUUGCAAUUCAGUUUUAUUGUGCUCUAGAAAUCCUCUCAGUGAUCCCUUGGCAACCUCUGCUUUCUCUGUGCCCAUUUAGCAAGACCAGCUUUCUCUGUGCACUCCUGGCAAGCUCUGAUCUUCCUUUUAGAAUGAUCUGUUCUCUCUGUGCUGCCAAGUGUUGCCCUAUUUGUGCUCUCUAACUGGUUUUGGUUUUGGCAAAAAAGUGAGAAACAAUUUAAUUGUUAUUAUAACAACACUCUGAUGGUAUUGCAUUCAUUAUAUUUCAUGCUACAGUGCCAUGGAUAGUCCCUAAACCUAACAUGGAAAGGCCUAUGCUAUAGCUUUGGCUGAGAAGGAUGGCAGUUACAAUGCAUGAUAUCUUGAGAGCAGUAGGUAACUUAGCGGCUAGUGCUAUGCACCCACCUAACCCUAUGAGCUUGCUAUCACAAAAUUGCCAUGGAUAGUGUUCUAAUCUUAAACUGAGAUGCUAUGGUUGGGUGUUAUCAUAACCCGUAAUGGUAAGGAAGACCUAACAGCGCCAUUAAAAGGGCACUUUUAUGUAUAGGGCAUUGAUGAUGCCUUGUCUUAUGCAAAUGUGCUAUAAUGACAUGUAGAAUAUUUAAACUGACAUUCUUAAAUGAAUAACCUUUUUCGCCUCUCCCACUGGAAGCUCUAUUCUAUGCUCCUUCAGUGAGCUCUAAUUUCUGCACCUUUCACUCUCUCUCAGCUCUGCCUGCAAUCUAUGUUUUUAAUGCUUCCUGACAUUCUGAAAUCAAAGCUCUGCUUUAACCUGCUCUCUUCUCUGUGAUUUCGAAGUAAGCUGUGGUUUCUUUUAGAAAUCCGCACUGCCUCUAUGCUUUUUAAUUAAGCUCAGCUUCUCUUUUGCCCUUUAAGCAAGCUAAGCUCUGUAGACUCCCAUAAUGCUGAUACAUAUCUGUGCUGUCACACACAGAUAUUAUCUUUUUGUUCUGCCAAUUAGCUCUGUUGUCUGUGUUUUCUCCCAGCAAGCUCUGCUCCCUGUAUGUCAUUUCAGCAGGCUCUCAGUAAGCUCUGCUCUAUCAGUGUGAUUUAGCAGCAAGCUCUGCUCUAUAUUCUCUCCAAGCAAGCUCUGCUUCAUUAUUGCUCUCCCAGAUAGCAUUGAUUUCCAAAAAAUCUGCCUUGACUCUACCACUUUCUCUUUUUUGCAGUCUCCUGGCAACAGCAAAAUCUGCUCUCUGUUCUUUUACCCCGCACUCUAUCUAAACAAGCUCGGCCAUAUAUUUGUAAGCAGACUUUUCUAUUUAAUCAAACAUUGCUCUUUUGUAAAUACACACCUUUACCAGGAACUUACAUUGUGAAUUCCCUCUAUCAGCCUUUUGCUCUCUCGUAAAACACUGCAUUCAUUCUGCUUUCCCUGCACACUCUGCCCUCCUAAGCCAUCUCAUCAAUAUGUUGAUUUUUUUUCUAUGUAUCUUUUCCCUUAAGUAAAGAUCUUGAAAUCUCCCUUGCAUCUCUAGAUAUUGUCAAAGCUCUCCUCUUUCUGUUUACAGAAGGGUUUCUUGCUCUAUAUAAGUAAAUGGAUACGUCUUUUGUUCUUCUGGUCUUAAGGACUGUAACAACCAAUCAACCCCUCCUUUCUCUAGGCCCCUUCUGUGAGAGAGCAGAACAGCUUUCCUCAUGAUCUGCUCUGGGGAGGGAGACAAGGGUUUGGCUUAUCGUGUUGACAUGAAUUAUUCCAGUCUGGAGAAUUCUCCAGGGGGACAAUCAGGAACAGAGUACAGUUAUGCUGAUGCAUUUGUGCAUUUAAUGGGCAAAGCCUCUUUCUUAGUGCAUGCCAAAUUCUCUCCUCCAGAAUACAGUUUAAAAAGCCAGUCCUCUCCUAAGCACUGUAAAUACACAUUUAAUCUUUCCAAUGGAACGGCUGUCACGUUUAACGUGCAGAUGUCUCACGACUGCUACAGAGGAAAGGUAUGAACCAAAGUGGAGAGUGUUUAACACAAAUAAUACAUGUUUGCACCUUCAGUCCCCUGCCUGUGUGUGAGGCCUGGUAAAAACUACACCUCACAGUGCCUUGCUCAUAUGUUCACAAAAAGGAGAUUCUCUGAUUUCUCCUCACCCUAUCUCCUCUUUAGAUAUAUAUGAUCCUGAUACAUUCAUUUCAAAUAUAGAAAAAUAUACAAACAAUAAAAGCCCUUUUAAUUCUAAAGUGUGUGUGAACCUGCAUAAUGCUGUACGCUAUAUUCUGUAAUGCUCUAUUGUACGUUGAAUUUGUUAACACACCAAUAAAGAUUGAUUCACUUGAAUUGAGCACAUUGCUGGAGUCUGAAUGUGUUAGGAUGAAUAGCUGGAGCCUUGAACUUGGACAAAAGGCAGCUGAAUAAGCUGAUGUCAUGGAUGUGUGAGUAACCAGGAGAUGGCAGGCGCUGAGGGCGAGAUUAGCUCAUUGCUCUCUCACAUUAACUGCUGCAGUGCCAGCAGGGCUAGCAAAUGGAAUUAUAACAUGAAUGAAAGCAAAAUAUCUCCAAUGCAUGAAAGAAAGUCCUAGAAUGCUUCAGUAUAAUGGUGUAUAAACAUUUUUUCAAAAACAAAAUAAAACCAAAGCAAAAAAGAAAAGGAGUAUAAAAUAUCAAAACAGUAGCAAGAACAAAGAAG